GAAACAGCGGGUUUUAUAGAAACAUGUAUCACGUUUGCUUCCUGCUUCGCUCGCUUCCUCUGCUGAUUCUGCAGAAGCAGAAGGGAAACGGAACUAAGGGCCUUUGGACAUUCAGUGAAGAGGAAAAAACACUUUAACAUGUAGUUAAGGAAGGAAUUGAUGCAGUUAAUAUUUAUCAAUGAUCAAAAGAGGCGCAGUUAGGGGAUGGACAGGCAGUCGAUCCAGGUGAGCGACGAAGAGCCUGAAGUGCCGCGAGAAGAGUGCAGGAGGAGGAGGAGAAAGAAAGCCAUCACGUCGUCCUCCUGCGUCUCCAUGGACCAGAUAACCAUUGAGUUUGUGAUGCCCUCUGCGGCCCGAAGCGGGAGCGGCCCGGACAUCCUAACGCUGGACGUGGCCGGGAACUGGACUGUGGAGCAGGUGAAGGCUCAGGUGUGGAUGAAGGCGGUGACGUUAAACCUUUGCCCUGACUUCUACCAGCGCUUGUCUCCUGACCACUGCAUCCUGCUCUAUCAGAAGAAAGGAACCGUGUGUGAGAUCUACGACAAGCACCAAGUCUUCCAGACUCUGGACUGCAUUCCCUACUGGAGAGCGCUGAAGAAGGGGGUGGGCCGGAUCCAGAUGGUUACCCGCCCGCAGCUGUCUGAAGAGUCCCUGCAGUACCAGCGCUACUUGAACUGCCUGAUCGGCUACGACGUGACCGAUGUCAGCAACGUCCAUGACGACGAGCUGGAGUUCACACGCCGGAAGCUGCUGACGCCCAGACGCAUCGAGCUGUCCGACCGGGACCCCAAGCUUUACUCCAUGGACCCCUGGGUCACCCGCAAGCCGCUGCCCGAGCAUCUGCUCUCAAAGGUGAAUAAUAGUCACAUCCUGGUGGUUAUCCACAUUGGUAUGGUCAGCCAGACCAUCAAGGUCUCCAUCAAUGACACACCUUCACAGGUGUUGGCGAGCUUUUUCGCCAAAACUGCAAAUAAAAGGGUUCUGCUGGGAAUCCCUGACGACGUGUGUGAGGCGGAUUUUGUGCUGCGUGUGUGUGGCAGGGAAGAGUUUCUGUACGGAGAAAAGCCUCUCCAAAACUUCAACUGGAUUCGUCAGUGUCUCAAAAAUGGGGAGGAGAUCCACCUGCUUCUAGAGAAACCACCUGAUCCAGAACUGGAUGUGGUCCAAAAGGAGGACUGGGCUCAAGUGGACGAUUGUACCGGAGUUGCAGGAACCCACGAACAGUUGACCAUCGAUGAGAAAGAUCAUGAACGGGUGUUCACCAUCUCCAUGUGGGACUGUAACAGGAAGUUUAGGGUAAAGGUGUUGGGCAUAGACAUCCCCACCCUCCCCAAAGUCCCAGAGUUGGUGGUUUUCAUAGAAGCCAGCAUUUUUCACGGACAGCAGCUUUUAGCUCAGGAGCGGACGACCUCCAAGACCUUCAAUGAAGAGGUGCUGUGGAACUGUUGGUUGGAGUUCAACAUUAAAAUCAAGGACUUGCCUAAAGGGGCGCGACUGAACCUGCAGGUAAUCUGUGGGAAACCAACCCAGACACCAGCUUCCAAAGGAAGCUCCCACUACGACAACUCAGCAGGAACUGGCAGCGUUGAAGGAAAAACCAAGAAUCGUCUCCUGUUCUACGUCAACCUGCUGUUGGUGGACCAUCGCUCUCUACUCCGGCAAGGCGAGUUCAUCCUCCACAUGUGGAAGAUGCCGGAGAAGAGCGACGAGAGCAGCAGCAGCAUCAACGCUGACAAGCUCACCUCGGCCACCAACCCGGACAAGUCCUCCUCCAUGGCCGUCGCCAUUUUGCUGGACAAGUAUUGCUACCCUGUGGUGUUGCCCAAGAGCAGGGAUGUGGGUAGAGACUCUGGGGCUGGGGAGGAGAUGGAGGGAGGGGAGAGAGGUCAGAGAGAGAUGCCAAACCACCUGAAGAAGCAGUUUGAGGCCAUCGUGUCAACGGACCCCUUACACCCCCUCAGUCCUGAGGACAAAGAGCUGCUCUGGCACUUUCGGCAGGAGUGUAUGCGCGAUCCAAGGGCCUACCCAAAGCUGCUGGGCUCAGUCAAGUGGGGGAAACAGGAAGAUGUUCUGGCGACGCAUCGCCUCUUGGAGCGCAGUAACGCCUGGGACACAAGUGGUCUGGAUGUUGGUCUGGCCAUGCAGCUGCUGGACUGCCACUACUCCGACUCCCACGUUCGUUCGAUGGCUGUCAGAAAGCUGGAGACCCUGGAGGACGAUGACGUGCUCCGGUAUCUUCUCCAGCUCGUUCAGGCGGUCAAGUUUGAGCCCUACCACGACAGCGCUCUGGUCCGGUUCCUGCUGAAGAGAGCUCUGAGGAGUAAGAGGAUUGGCCAUUUCCUCUUCUGGUUCUUGCGGAGUGAGAUCGCUCAGUCCAUGCACUACCAGCAGAGGUACGCUGUGCUGCUGGAGGCCUACUUACGUGGCUGUGGUGAGAGCAUGCUGCAGGACUUCAGGAAGCAGGUGGAGAUGACCAUGGCUUUGCAGAAAGUCACCAGGGACAUCAAGGCCAUCGCUGCUGACAAAUAUGACGUCUCGGCGCAGGUGGUGUUUCAGUUACGUCAGAAGCUGGAGACUCUGCAGUCGUCUGGUCUCCCGGAGACUUUCAGGGUCCCCUACGACCCGGGGCUGAGAGCUGGAGCCCUGCUGAUAGAGCAGUGUAAGGUGAUGGCGUCCAAGAAGAAGCCCCUAUGGCUGCAGUUCAAAAGAGCCGACCCCACCACCCUGUCCAAAGACCCCAUAGGCAUCAUCUUCAAGGACGGCGAUGACCUCAGACAGGAUAUGCUCAUCCUGCAGAUUCUGCUGAUCAUGGAGUCAAUUUGGGAGACGGAGUGUCUGGAUCUGUGUCUGCUACCGUACGGCUGCAUCUCCACCGGCAACAAGAUCGGUAUGAUUGAGAUCGUAAAAGACGCCACCACCAUCGCCAACAUCCAGCAGAGGGUGGUCGGAAGCACGGGCGCUUUCAAAGAUGAAAUUCUGCACCAGUGGCUCCGGGACAAGUGCGUCAGCGAGGACAAGUUCCAGCAGGCUGUGGAGAGGUUUCUGUUGUCCUGUGGCGGCUACUGUGUGGCCACGUACGUCCUGGGCAUCGGGGAUCGCCAUAACGACAACAUCAUGAUCACAGAAUCAGGGAACCUCUUUCACAUCGACUUCGGUCACAUCCUGGGGAACUACAAGAGCUUCAUGGGAAUCAGUAAGGAGUGGGUUCCCUUCGUACUCACUCCGGACUUCCUGUACGUCAUGGGAACUUCAGGAAAGAAAAGCAGCCCCCACUUCCUGAAGUUCCAGGAUGUGUGCGUGAAGGCUUACCUGGCUCUUCGUCAUCACACCAACCUCCUCAUCAUCUUGUUUUCCAUGAUGCUGAUGACAGGUAUGCCCCAGCUGACCAGCAAAGAGGACAUCGAGUACAUCCGCGAGGCGCUCACCGUCGGCCGUAGUGAGGAGGAGGCGCAGCGCCACCUGCUGGACCAGAUAGAGAUCUGCAGAGAAAAGGGCUGGAUGGUUCAGGUCAACUGGUUUGUUCACCUAGUGCUGGGGAUCAAGCAGGGCGUGGAAAAACGAUCCACUUAGGACCAAAUCCAAAGAAAAAACUGCAGCUAUAGUGAUGACUUGAAAUGUCUGCAAACUCCUGACAUAAAUUUGCACUUUGUCUUUUAUUUCAGAGCAACAAAAGUAUUAGGAUCAUUUUUUUAGCCAAAUCAAAGGAAUUUAUUCUAUUUCAUAUAAAAAUGUGCCAAGAGUUUGACGUAAACAAAAACGUCAGAGUGACCAAGUCAAAGAUGGACCCUGAACUUAGACAUCAUCUUUGGGGAGUUCUCUCUACUUUUUUAAGUUAAAAUUUAAAAAAUUGAUUUUUUUUUCUUUUUUUACGUUAUGAAUCCACUAAAGAUUUCAUGAACAUUACCAGAAUUUUUAUUCCAAGAACAUUAUUGUACUUCUGUAUGAGUCGUUCGUUUCUUGUAAGAUGACUUUUUAUUGAUUUUAAUUAACAUGAAAUGUGUCAAAUCUUGCCUUUUUUUUAUAAACGUAGGCACAAAAUUGCUUUAACAUAGCGAUACUUUCUGCUCUGCUGGUGAAUCCAGCCUCAUUUGGCCUGUUUUUUUUUUUUUUUGCCACUUAACUUUUUUUGUUGUUGUUUUUUUUUAUGCAUAAAAACAGCCUCCAAGUAAAUGAAAAUGUCAUUUCUGCUGCAGGCAAAGUCUGACCAGGUCAAAGAGUUCAUUUAAAAAAAAGUUCAUUAAAAGUUUGAUUUUUAUGAGGAAAAAAUAUCGUUUAUUAAACCUCUUUAAUGGCCUCUAAAGAUAAAUAAAUGAAUAAAACAAAUGA
Molecule: messenger RNA, 4326 nt
Organism: Oryzias latipes (Japanese medaka)
Lineage: Eukaryota; Metazoa; Chordata; Actinopteri; Beloniformes; Adrianichthyidae
Gene: pik3cg
Product: phosphatidylinositol-4,5-bisphosphate 3-kinase, catalytic subunit gamma
Biological process (GO): phosphatidylinositol-mediated signaling; cell migration; phosphatidylinositol 3-kinase/protein kinase B signal transduction
Cellular component (GO): phosphatidylinositol 3-kinase complex, class IA; cytoplasm; phosphatidylinositol 3-kinase complex, class IB
Molecular function (GO): 1-phosphatidylinositol-3-kinase activity; 1-phosphatidylinositol-4-phosphate 3-kinase activity
Source: RefSeq, a predicted model, not a curated record